GGCAAAUGGUUGGGGACUGAGCAUGAAAGGAGAAAGCAAGCAAGCAAGAGAGUUUAAGAGGAAAAGGGGAAAGGAAAAAAGGGGGAAAACAACAACAACAACAACAAAAUCUCCCAUACCCCAGCAGUUGGGUUUUGCCAGCAGCCGAUCACAGCUGAUUCCAGAGCGGAGUCUGUCCCUUUUCCCCUAGACCUGCGGUCACCCCUAUUCUCAGGCGGAGGGAGCCACAUCUAAGUUGCAUCUUUGCAUUUUUGCCAACGCUGAACGGGCUUCUCUUCCCUCCUCUCAACUCCCCCUCCUCAUUAGCUGCUGUUUUUUUUUCUUUUUUCCUCAUCCUUCCAUAUAUUAUUACAGUAUCAUUAUAUUAUUACCAUUAUUAUCAUUAUUAGUAGUAUCAGUAUUAUUCUAUUUCUUUUAGAGGCACUUGGCAUUUUAAACCUAUUUUGCAUGUAUGGUGUUGUUGAUUUAUUUCUGUAUUUUGCUGAUGUUUCCAUUUCUAACCUGCCUUCUUCAAUUUUUAAUCAUUUUUUGCUCUCCCACUCUUUUUAUUAAAUAAGCCUCGAACAAUUUGGUUAACAUUUGCACUGAAGAAUUCAGCCAACAAUUGCCUAAUUUAGGAAACAUCCUUCAUUCUUCUGUGCACUUCCUUCUUACAUUUUUUACUUUUCUCCUUGUUCUUCCCUCCUCCCUCUUCCACCUCACAGCCCCAAUAUCCCCCCCCCCAAAUACUCUGCAAUUCUGAGCCCAGAAUUUCUGAAUCGGGGGCUUAGCUUCGCCGGGAUGAGCCAGAGCAAUGGAUGAAUUCCACCCCUUCAUUGAAGCUCUCCUUCCUCAUGUCCGUGCCUUUUCGUACACAUGGUUCAACCUGCAAGCUCGGAAACGAAAGUACUUUAAGAAGCAUGAGAAGCGGAUGUCAAAGGAUGAGGAGCGCGCUGUGAAGGAUGAAUUACUUGGUGAAAAGCCUGAGAUCAAGCAGAAAUGGGCAUCCCGGCUGCUGGCCAAGCUACGCAAGGACAUCCGCCCAGAAUUUCGUGAGGACUUCGUCUUGACCAUCACGGGCAAGAAAGCACCGUGUUGCGUCCUCUCCAACCCAGAUCAGAAGGGCAAAAUCCGCAGGAUUGACUGCCUGAGGCAGGCUGACAAGGUUUGGAGGCUGGACCUAGUUAUGGUCAUCUUGUUCAAAGGGAUCCCUCUUGAAAGUACUGACGGGGAGCGGCUAUACAAGUCGCCGCAGUGCUCAAAUCCAGGCCUUUGCGUCCAGCCACAUCACAUUGGAGUCACAAUUAAAGAACUGGAUCUUUACUUGGCGUAUUUUGUUCACACUCCUGAAUCCGGACAAUCAGAUAAUUCAAACCAGCAAGGAGAUGCGGACAUCAAACCACUGCCCAAUGGGCAUUUGACUUUCCAGGACUGUUUUGUGACAUCAGGCGUCUGGAAUGUUACCGAGCUAGUGAGAGUGUCACAGACUCCUGUCGCAACAGCGUCUGGUCCAAAUUUCUCCCUGGCUGACCUGGAGAGUCCCAGUUACUACAAUAUCAAUCAAGUGGCUCUUGGCAGACGAUCAAUAACAUCUCCACCUUCUAGCAGCUCCACCAAGCGGCCCAAGUCAAUAGAUGACAGCGAGAUGGAGAGCCCUGUAGACGAUGUGUUCUACCCUGGGACAGGACGGUCCCCAGCAGCUGGCAGCAGCCACUCCAGUGGGUGGCCCAAUGAUGUGGAUGCAGGACCGGCUUCUUUAAAGAAGUCAGGGAAGUUGGAUUUCUGCAGUGCUCUGUCCUCCCACACCACCUCCCCGAGAAUGGCUUUCACCCACCACCCGCUGCCUGUCCUAGCAGGAGUCAGACCAGGAAGCCCCCGUGCCACAGCGUCGGCCCUGCACUUCCCGUCAACCUCCAUCAUCCAACAGUCCAGCCCCUACUUCACACACCCGACCAUCCGCUACCACCACCACCACGGCCAGGACUCGCUGAAGGAAUUUGUGCAGUUUGUAUGCUCGGAUGGCUCAGGCCAGGGCUCCGGGCAGCCUAACGGUAGCGGCCAGGGCAAAGUCACGGGGUCAUUUUUGCUGCCGCCACCACCACCUGUGGCCAGACCAGUGCCCCUUCCAAUGCCUGAUACAAAAUCCACCAGCACUAACCCAGAAGGCGGAGCGCCGACACCAACGUCACCUUCAUUCUCAGCGCCAGGCUCCUCCUCCUCUGCCAACCGGUUUGUCGGCAUCGGACCCCGGGACGGCAACUUUCUAAACAUCCCCCAGCAAUCUCAGUCUUGGUUCCUCUGACGGGAUCUUCAAGCGAAGAAAAAUAAUAAUGAUGAUGAUAAUAAUAAUUUUUCACUCAAGCCCUGCGAAUCCGAAUCUUCAGUCCUUAAACCAUAUCUUCAUUGAGCUGCUCCUCUUCAAAGAAAAGUAAGAGACGUUGGGUAACACUACAGAUGAGAAGCUUAAAAAAAUCAUGUUGGACCUCCCCGAUCCAAAGCAGAUUUUGCAUUUGCAUAGAAGAGCCUUGUCUUCUGCAAGGAGUCCCAUCAAUAUCUACAGAAGUCAUAUAACCCUCUGUUCUAAUAGCUCUGGAAAGGCCAUUCAAGCCAUGGUUAAGGGGAUUUCACUGUAUUCAUCAUGGGAAAGGAAUAGCAUUCACAUCAACUAAUCUCAAGUCCAAAAUUGCACCAUGGCUUGCUACAGCUUAUGUUUGCUGGGAAAUGAAAAUGGAGGCGGUUCCCUCAAGUCUCAUCUGCCUAGCAGCCUGACUCCAAAAAGAUUUCUGUGCAUGUUGAGAGGAACUAGGAACACUUGCCCAGUGGGGGCUUGAGAGAGAGUUUUUCUUCUAGGCCACUCAGUUGCUUAAAAAAACACACACACACACAUAAAAACACCCUCAGACAAAGUGGGAUGAUGGGUGCCAGCAUUUCAAAUUGCUGUAAUUCCGUUCAGAUGUCCUAAAUAUAUUAGAAAACCAGUCCAGCACAUUGCAUUGGUUCAGAAUGGGAUAUGGCUUUGAUUAGGGCACUCUACCAGAACUCUAAAACUAGAUUGGCCUUCACAGCACAGACGUCUCCCACCAAACAUAAGUUCCCUUGUGCAGUAAAUUCUCUCAUCAGGUGACACGUUGUGUCCUGGUUAGUUCAAAAAAACAAAAGCAGAAGCGUUCCUGACUAACAGAGGCCCAAGGCGUGGGCUCUCCUUAUAACAUCUCUCCCCCUGUCAGCCGCACAGGAACACCCACAUGCACACAUCCUUGGCACCUAAUCACUUGUCUCCUGACUUUGUUGUCCUCCUAUUCCUAUUUCAUUUCUCUAAUGAAUGCAUUACAGAAAUGAAAGCCUAGCAGCACCUCAGGAUGAUGAAAUCACUUCCAGCCUUUCUGUCCACAAACUGGGAUUCUUCAUCCCCAUAGGAAAGGAGGUAGGCCGUCUUAGGCUCAUGAAACCAAACUAGUUUGAUUUGGAAGGCGUUGCUAGGUAUUUCUCUUAAGAAUGGGAGCUUUUCCCACCAUUGCCACUGGCAAAUGUUUAGGAAACUUACUGGAGGUUUAUUUAAAAUAAGUACAGUAAAAAAUAAAUGAAUGACUAUAUUGGCAUAAGAGCACUGAGGUUGUACCGAAGUUGUACCCCAGGCAGACCACAGGGGCCAAGGCAACUGCCUCAGUCAGGCACGUUUCUGCACAGCUGCAUUGUCUGGACAGAGUGGGCUGCAUUCCUUUCCCCUAAAAGUUCGAGCCUUCUCCUUUUGAGGUUUUGGGUGUCUGUUGUUGUUAUGGUUUGAUGCUUUUCCUUAUUCCUUUUCUCCACUUUGUUCUAUUCCUACUUUAGUUGUAGCAUUUCUUUUGGCUUCCUCUACAUACAGAUGACAACAGCAAAAAAAGAAAAAGAAAAAAAAAUUAAAUGCAAGGGGGUUUGGGUAAUAGUUGUUGCUGUAAAGGCAAAUAAAAAGGAAAACCCCUAGAGCAUAGUACACAUGAACACUCUCAGCAAACAUCUUGUAAACAAAAUAAAUGGUAUGGGCUUAAAGAUAGUGGAGGCUUCCUGACUGAUAGAUGUGAGGGUUUGACAUUGUCAUCUGUACAUGCCGUGCAUGCACAUACACACAUAACAUGCACCAGAGUCGGUCACACAGCUCCACGCACUUUCCUGUUUCCCUUUCUCAGACGACCAAAAAAAAAAAGUGUGGAAGAACAAGUAUCUCUAUCUUGCAUCCGUGAGAAAGAUCAUCAUUAUUUCUUUUCCCAAAGGUCUGAAAGAGGUCCUUCGCUGUCUCCGUGCCCCACACUGAACUUUGGGGAUAGGAGCUUUGCCAAAUUCACCUCUGACCCUCCGUUCCAUCUUCCCUAGUAAAUGUUUCCACCAUCAUGUGAGGAGGGUUACUGGUUGUCACAGGGCAAUGCCACAUCAUAUACUUAGGAUAGGUAAGAAGGUUCUAUACCACAGUAGGGAUGGGGAUGGGAGUAGGGGUAGGAUUGUCUGAUUAGGAAUGUGCCAGGAGGGUGCUGCAGGGAACGGGUUACUGUGCAAUCUGUCCAGGGCAAUUGCAUUUGGGCUUGCAACACCUGAGUUGCCUCCCGAAUGACCGCAUGGAAAAAAAAAACGGUGGAUGUCUAGAGACCACCUGAAGCCCCUCCCCUAUCUGUCACAGUGAUCCCCAGCUUCUUCAUGAGGCAUCUGCAAGGACCUCUGGAGCAGACAAAAUCCAGGAGGUGCAGGUGAGAUUGGGUAGCUGAACCUCUGUCCAAGUGCAAUGAUUUUCCCAUUCCAAAUGGAGAAACAGGGUUAAGGAAGGUAAUUCUAAGGGCUGCCUUUUCUCCAGCUAAAAGCUGUGGUCCUCCAGGCCACCCAUCACUUCUCCAGAUGUCAGAGGAACACCCUGGAUCUUUCCCACACAUGCACACAUGUGCACGCACGCACACACACACACGUAGACACACACUCCUCUGUACCUUUGCAUUUGAUAUUCUUAUCAAAGGCCUGCUCUUAUAGAGGAGUCACAAAGCCUGACCUUGCACAGCUGCAGGACAGCUGUUGCAUGAAACAAGGAGGGGAUCUUCUUCCUGAGGGAUAUGGUCAAGGAGUGAGUAGCCUACAGAAGACUGUAGUGUAGAUGUCUGGGUGAUAUAACUGGCUGCUACAAAGAAGAGCCACCUGCCUGGUGCUUCAUCUUUGGCAUGAUCCAGGUCAAUCCCUGUCCAUUAAAGAUAGUGGAGGCCUGGAUUUAAUAGAUUCUAAGACUGAUGUUUUGCUGCUUCUGCCAUACCAGAGGCCCUCCCCACCUAACAUCUUUUGUGAAAUACAACUGAGAAGUAAAAUAUAACUUUCCAGAGAGAGAGAGAGAGCACUUUAAGGCUACAAAAAGAAAAUACUUUUUAGUGUAACUGUUGGACAGAGCCAUCACUUCUCAUGAUGUACACACUCAUUUCAUAUCAUGAUUCAGGUCUAUGAAAUGAUACAAAACUAUUUGCUGGGAUGAAAAAUGGAAUGAGUGUCCACAUCGCAAGCAGUGAACCUUCUUUUACAUCUCAAAGGAAAAGGGGGAGAAGAAAACCCUUUUGUCUCAUUUCUAGCCAAGCCUUUAUAAAGAUUCAGAGUUUUCAGGUUCAAUUUUGGGACAAGAGCAGAGAUCAAAAGCAACAUUUUGGAUUGGAACACAACCCCCUUCCGUGUUGUGAAAGAUUUGAAAGGUGUCCACUUCUAAACCCAAGGUUACCAUCUGUUUCCUUAAGAACACCAAGUCAUGAAGAAGUUCUACAGGUGUAGAAAUGGAAAUGAUUCCUGCCCUUGUGCUCUUAAGAAAACAGACAUCUCCCAUCUUCUUGUUCACAUUUUUCUUUGCUUCCCCCACUUUUUUUUGCAAAGUAUAAGGCUCCCUUGCUUUGCCUAGCUGCAUCGGAUAGGGAAUUAGUGUCAUUUAAAUCUUGAGAUUCUUGGAUGUGCUGAAGCUGAACAUGACUCCAGCACCAGACAAGAAAACACCCACUACAGCAUUUCAAGUACUAUUAAGAUUUUUAUUUUAUUUUCUCAUGAAAGUUUCUGGAGCAUGGCCAAACUGAGGAAGACUGCUACCAUCCAACUCCCCAAAGCCUUAAAAAGGGUAGCCAAGUUAAUUAAAUCUGUCAGUCUGAUCAAUAUCUGACUGAAAUGCUAUGUGUCCACAUGAAAAAACAUCAAGAAUACAGGGAAUAUUUCCAGAAUAUGAAACACUGUAGGUCACCGUAUUGAAACUGCCACAGCAUCAUUUUAGUUAUUAGAUUAGUCCAGUAAUUUUUUCCACUGUUACAGAAUUCAAUUCAGAUCAUCCAGUCUGGUUGCUUUCUGACUUAAAUGAUUAGCAGUAGCCAGAAUGGGUUCCCUGUUGGAGAUGUGUGGGGAGUUUGUAGGAGUGCCCAGAAAUGGGGAAAGUAACUUUUUUCAGACUACAACUUCCACAGCAUCCGAGCUGCCAGACUAACUAGGGGAGUUGCAGUCCAAAAAAGUAAUUUUUCAAGUUUCUGGUUCAGAUGAAAGUGACCACAAAUGAACAGCUCCUAGAAAUUGCACGAGAUGGGAGAGUACAGGUUUACUCUUACUAAACAAGCUCUGAAUCCUAGCAGUUGACACACACAAAUUUAACUCUUGGCAUCUGCUAAGGUGUGACCGUUGGGUGGAAGCAGCACAUGGAUGGAUGGAAUGGCAGUGCCAUCCAGCUGUAUGCUACCUUGUUUGAGUCCUAAAGAAAAUGAACAUAAACACAGAGGAAGAACCUGGAAUGGGAUGACAUGGAGGACUUUAAAUUUUGGUGGCUGGAUAGUAUGGGCAGCAGAAAGAAAGAUACACACAAAUGUGUAUUUAAAAGGGGGAGGGGAUUUUUUAAAAACAAAAUAUAUAUUAGGGGGUUUAAAAGAACCAAUUUUGUUUGCAUUGAGCCAAGUGCAAUGGAGUGCAUAGUUUUAAUAUCUUUGUAUGUUAAAGAUUGUUAAGAAGAAGAGAGAAAAAUCUAUUUUUGUUGCAAAGUCCUCUGUUCCCAGGGACUCUAAAUAAGUAGGGACAAAAGAAAAACCCAACCUUUGUAAGUAUGGGGAAAAACUUUUUCUGUUUAUUUUUUCAUUUUGUUUAUUUUUCCUUUUUCUUGUUUGUUUUUUAAAUCCUUUUUUUUAAAGAUUGAUAAUGAUCGGGUUUGGUUUUUUUGUUUUUUCCUUUUCCUCAUUAGUUGUGUCGUUUUAUGGGAGGGCUGAAGGCAAAAAAAUUUCACACACAAAAAUAAAAUGGUAAAAAAAAACACUGUAUCGGGUUAAAAACAUUGAAGAAAACUGCAACAUUAAAGAUCUCAAUCAGAGAAAUUGAGAACAAGAAAAAUGUUAAAAUCAUAAAAGAAAAGAAUUAAAAAUACAGAACCUGGUGCUUCUUACAAUAUAAAGUACAUUAAAAUCUCUAUUAUACAUAGUUUAUGAACCAAUUAAUUGUUAUCAUAAAGCACAUUUUAGGAAACACGCAUUAUCCCUUCUUUAUGUUUAGCUGAAAGGGGCAGCGGGCUUUGCAGUCAAACGCACCAGCAGCAUCUGGCAGCUUCUCAUGGAUCUUACCAGGUUGCCGAGCGAGAUGGGUGAUGGGAGAGGUUGCCAAGGCAAAGGGAAGAGGUUCCUGUUGGAGCAGAGACGGCUCUGAACAGGCGGCCAUGUUUCUCUAGCUCCUUUCCCCUCCUUGUCACCCUCCACUGCUGCCACUGCAUCACCUCCUCUGUUGUGUUCUUCUGCCUUGUCUUUUCCCAAAGAGAGCUAAACAAAACAGUAGACUUUUGAGUUUGGCCUUCAUUCCUGCUUCCUUUCUUUGUAAGCCAGGCAGUUUGUCCGUGCAUGCACUCUCUCGCUCUUGCUGUCUCCCUUUCAGGGCUUCUCUUUGGAAUUAGGAGCCAACUUACUGCGAUCUCACCAGCAUCUCCUCUGUUGCACCCCUUCCUCUCCACCCAACCCCCUUGAGUUGGUCACAACCUCUGCUUGCCCUUUCUCACAGUCUUUCCAGUAUGGCUGGGAGAGUCCUUUCCCUCACCUUUCUUCUGCCCUAGUUGGACUGCAGCACAGUACAGCACAAAGCAGAACUCCAGAUCCAAAUCCUCCCUCACAACCUCACAAGCAUAGAAAGUUGACUGGAGAAAUUUCUCAUCCUGGAAGAACCAAGAUGUAUGAUUUUUGCCUUACUCACACCAUGCUUCACUGGCCAGCUGACAUAGUGCCUUUGUAAACCCAUCUUCUGCUGGAACAGAUGGACCACGUGCUCUGCCAGGGGGUGGGUGCUGGAGGUUCCACCCUUCCCCUUGUAAUCCAUGUGCUCAAUAACAGGGGAAAGCAAUAAAAAGCCUAAGCUUGACCAGCAAGAGGGAGAUACUAUGGACAAAAGCAGUGGUGCCUAGUCCCCUUUGACCUAGCCUCUGCUGGCCCAUUCAAAACUGGCAGCAUCAAAGAGAGGGUGAAAGCAAUAUGGAUGGCCCCCAGCACAGUAUGUCUGCACCUGAGCGUCAUCACCACUUUGCAUGGAGACCAGAGCCACCUGUUGGCAUAAAGGGGGCACGCCUUUCACCUCCUCUCUCCCAGAUGGUGCUUAGUUGGGUGUCUAACAUGAUCAAAACAGACAAAGGGCCAGUGGCUCCCUGGAGGAUAUGUUAGUGUUGCUUGAGUGUCCCAAAAUGACUUCAUUUUGGGGUGGAAUCCUCUAGUAGAGCUCCAUCUAGCAGAGCUCCCAAGACCUUCCUUUCCCUCUGAUGCAUGGGGGGAGGGGGACAUGUCCCUCUGCUUUACCUUCAGCUCUUUUGCCACCAACAACCCCCUGGGCCCUGGAAAGGAUACUCAAGCCCUUUUUAUAUAUGGAGCUCUCUUCCCUCCUUUCCUCCUUCACUUUUGUAGUUGAGCACCCUGUCCUUUCUUACUAGAGAUCUUCAGUAGCUCUCUCUCUCUCUCUUUCUUUUUCUUACUGCCACUUUCAACAUGUGCUCCCCCAGUAAUCCCCAACCCACUUCUCUCGCUCGGCAGCAAAACGUUGAGAUCCACGAAACUGCAGCUUCCCUGACUGCAUCCUACCCUUGCCCCUUUGAACAAGUUUCUUCCUUGGUUAAGAAACGCAGUAUAUAUAUGAGUACAGUACAGUAUAUAUAUAUAGUACUAAUGGAAUUUGGUGUGCUUUUUCUCCUCAUUCCCUCUACUCCUUGCCUCUCCCAUCCCUUUGUGUCUUUGAGUCUGUUCUUCCAAUUCCCCCCUCCCUCUCACCCCUCUGCACUUGAAAAUAAAGAGUAGUUCUUUGUCUGUU
Molecule: messenger RNA, 9261 nt
Organism: Pogona vitticeps (central bearded dragon)
Lineage: Eukaryota; Metazoa; Chordata; Lepidosauria; Squamata; Agamidae
Gene: NFIX
Product: nuclear factor I X
Biological process (GO): regulation of transcription by RNA polymerase II
Cellular component (GO): nucleus
Molecular function (GO): RNA polymerase II cis-regulatory region sequence-specific DNA binding; DNA-binding transcription factor activity, RNA polymerase II-specific
Source: RefSeq, a predicted model, not a curated record